AAGCAUUCUUAUCUAACCAGGCUUGAAGGCCUGAAAGGCCUUUAAUAUCCUUAUUUCUUAAAUUUAAUAACAACGCAAGAACCCAUCAUAAAAUGGACAGCGUUGCCUCGGCCAGCAGGCCAUCGAAAAGUCGCGUUAAUAAAGCCAAUCGCAAAACCUAUGCGGCUCGAUGGAACAUGAAGAUCUUGAGUGGGCUGCAAGCCGCGUUGACGAAAGAUCCCGAGGCCGAUCUCGCCGCCCUCUUACCAUCUACAUAUUCUGAGCAGCUACGGUCGUGUAAGAGACCAGCCGUCCAACUGGCAGGGAUAAAGCCUAGGCCUUUGUUCCCUGACAGCGACAUCCGCUCCAGACUCUGUAUUACUGACCCAUCCACCAUCAUAUGCGAGCUGUCAACCGAAGUGGGAGGGCUUCUUCGAAUUGCUGGAAGCCUUUCGGAAGCCAUCAUCAGUCUCCUGGACGAAAGCGAAGUCCUCUACAAAUGUGCAUGGGCAGCGUCUGUCAUGGUCUUCAAAGUCAGCGAAACUAUUGUCCUCAAGGUCACGGACGAAGGGUUUGCCACAACUGAAUAUCAUUCUCUCUCGUUCCUUCAACAACACCUACCCGCCUUUCCCGCCCCGAGACCACACGGCCUCGUACGUAUUCGUAAAUACGGCCUUCUCUUUACGACCUUCAUCCCAGGACAGAACUUGGAGCAAGCAUGGCCUCAACUGGAUAAUGCUCAGAAGCGGUCCAUUAGCAGCCAGCUGGAUACACUCUUCUCCGACCUAAGGCGGCUUCCAUUUCCGGCUAAUACUCCGCUUGGCGGCGUCCAAGGAGACGGGUGCAAGGAUGGCAGACGAGGACAACGCACUUCCUCGCAGCCAAUCAUGGAUAUCAAGCAGUUCGAAGAUUUUAUCUUUGCUGGAUCCGCUACAGCCUCGCCAUUAUACACCCGGCUUUUACGCGACAUGAUGCCAACAACCCCGGCAAAGUGCGUCUUUACACACGGCGAUAUUCGCCCAGCAAAUAUUAUGGUUGAGAAAGCCGAGGAUGGAAUUUGGAAGAUCAUUGCUAUUAUCGACUGGGAAGCAAGUGGAUUCUACCCGGAAUACUGGGAGUGCGUAAAGAUGACGAACAACCUGACCGCGAGGGACAAUGACGACUGGUACAUGUACCUCCCAGAAUCCUUCUCUCCGCGCCAGUACUCAGUUCAAUGGUUGGUAGAUAGGGUGUGGGAUCGUUCCUUGGUCCACAGCUGAGAGAGUUCACUCAUCUGAAUCAUAAAUGUACUCCUCUGACAAAACCGGACGUUGCCCCUCAUCGUCAUCCUCGUGACUUUCUUCGCCCUCAUUCUCGUCUCCCCCACCACCAAAGUUUGGACCGUAGUCGGGCAUCAUUCUCGCUUUG
Messenger RNA from Durotheca rogersii, 1386 nucleotides. Its product is annotated as kinase-like domain-containing protein. NCBI's taxonomy places the organism in Eukaryota, Fungi, Ascomycota, Sordariomycetes, Xylariales, Xylariaceae. The coding region runs from base 93 to 1238 and encodes 381 amino acids. The transcript is spliced from 2 exons. The record is from RefSeq and is a predicted model, not a curated record.